AAACACACACGCGCACACACAAAAACACGCGCGCGCGGGGCGGUGCUCCCUGUCCCCGAUGCAGGUUUAUAAAUUUCCGCUCAAAACACUUCUUCCCGCAGCAUGAGUGCAGUUUAGUUCUGUGGGGAAUGGUUUAGGGUUUAAGUUAGGCUUGUUGUAUCAUGGGUUCUUCAAAUCCGUCCGAUUGUCCAAUCAGGAUUGACCUAGAUGAUGAACGCGAAGGCGAGCACGUCGGUACCACUGACUACUUCUUUGUGAAGAUAGGAGAGGCCAUUCCAUUGAUGGCCAAUGACUUCAAUUUUGAUCUUGAAAGCCUGCCUUGUAUGCCUCUUGCUGUCUCUGAACGCUUUGGCCUCAUUUUUGUCGCUCAUUCCUCAGGUUUCUUCGUUGCAAGGACCAAGGACGUCAUGGAUUCAGCUAAAGAGUUCAAGGAGAAGGGCAGUGGUUCUCCUAUACAGCAGCUGAGUCUUGCUGAUGUUUCUAUUGGGAAGGUUCACAUAUUGGCUCUUAGUACGGACAACUCGACGGUGGCAGCGUCUGUUUCUGGUGAUAUACAAUUCUUCUCUGUUGAUAACCUUCUAAGUAAGGAUGUAAAGCAGUCUUUUUCCUGUUCACUCAAUGACCAGAGCUUUGUUAAAGAUAUGCGCUGGAAAACAACAUCAGAAAAAUCUUUUAUUGUUCUUUCUAAUGUGGGGAAACUGUAUAAUGGAGAAGUUGAUGUUCCCCUUAAAGAAGUGAUGGACAAUGUUGAUGCUGUUGAGUGGAGUGCAGAAGGAAAAUUUGUUGCGGCUGCCAGAGUGAAUGUUAUUAACAUUUUGUCAGCCAAGUUUGAAGAACGAAUUUCAAUCUCAUUAUCAUUUAGAUCAUGGACUGGUGAUUCUGGGGAAAGCUGCCAAGUAAAAGUUGAUUCUAUCAAGUGGGUUCGACUUGAUUCGAUUGUUAUUGGAUCCUUUCAACUUGCUGAAGAUGGAAAGGAGGAAAAUUAUCUGCUUCAUGUCAUAAAAAGUAGAGAUGGUGAAAUCAUUGAUGUUCAUUCUCAACUAACUGUGCAAUCCUUCUAUGAUAUUUAUCAAGGACUAUUUGAUGACAUUGUGCCCGUGGGAUGCGGACCACACCUGUUAUUGACCUACCUAAAACAAUGCCAGCUUGCAAUCAAUGCUAACAGGAAAAAUACAGAUCAGCACAUUAUGUUGCUUGGUUGGUCUGUAGAUGAUGAUAAGAGUGAAGUUGUGGUCAUUGACAUUGAUCGAGAUAAUUGGGUUCCAAGAAUUGAGCUUCAAGAAAAUGGUGAUGAUAAUUUGGUCUUGGGGCUAUGCGUUGAUAAUGCUUCAGUCUAUCAGAAAGUUAGCGUUCAACUUGGUUUGGAAGAAAGGACUGAGCUCACACCAUGUUGUGUUCUUAUAUGUCUUACAUUAGAUGGAAAGCUUGUCAUGUUCAAUGUUGCCAGUAUUGCAGGGAGUGAAGCUUCUGCUGAGUUUGUUUCUGUAGUGCCUGAUGAGGAAAAGAAUGCCCCUUUAAAGCUUCCUGUGGAGGAAUGUUCUACUCUUUUGCAUGGAUUGCUGAAACAAGAAUUAGAGCAGGCUUCUGAGGUGCCUGGGAAUUUAAAACUCAGGCAAUUUGCAGAUCCUUGUCAAGAACUUAAUGAAGAUAUCACUAAGAGCCAAGAAGUGAAAUCAGUGGCAAAUUUAUGGUCUGUUAAGCCUGAUGAGCAGCAAAUGGUUUCAGAUGUAAAUCUGAAUCAAGAAUCUAAUGGUCAGAAUGCAUGCCUGUCACUGGAGCAUAACACUAUGCUAGGUCAAUUUUCUUCAAGUGCUUCUCUGGAGAAACUGAGCAGGAUUGAAACCCAAAAAAUUAGAGGAAUUGAAUUUAGUAGUGGUUCUUUUAGUGUGACAAGUCCUGCUACUUCUGUUUUGCCUAGUCAUAGAAGCUUACAAGAAAGUAAUCAGAUGACUAAUGAAUUGUUGAGCAAAAGUAGUUCAAGGCACUUGCAGAUAUCUUCUCAUCAAUCAACAGGUAAUAGGAAUAUUAACGUUGUAAAAGAUCAUGCAAGACAUGGUCCGAAGCCUUUUGAUGUUCUGGGUACGGAUGGUGUAUUCCCUGCUGUCAAUUACAAUGGUAGACCAGUUCAGAAUGAGGGACAAAAAGCAUCGAAAGGAGCAGGAAAUAUGGAAAUGCUCUCAUUUUGUACCACGCAACUUCCAAUGAAUGAAACUAGUACAGUUGAGAAAUCUUCCAUUCGUAAAUUUCAGGGCAAUGAACAGCGCAGGGCUUCCAUGCUUGGGAUAUCGACUUCUGAACCAAACUUGUCAAAGCAAUUUGGCAAUAUUCAUGAGAUGACUAAAGAGCUGGAUCUGCUAUUGAGGUCAAUAGAAGAGGCUGGUGGCUUUACAGACACUUGCACCAGGUCACUUAGUUCAUGGAAGGAUUGGAGCGAGGCUUGAUCACUCUAUCUGAGCAUAGCAAAAUAUGGAUGUACCAAGUCAUUGAACAACUUGAGGAGGUCCAUUCUCUUCUUGAUAAGACCAUACAAGGUGUUUUUGCUUUGGAUCAUGUGAGUGUUGACUAAUCACACAUACUGCAAAUGCGAUGUCUGGCCUGGUGUGAGAGAGAUAUGUCAACUUUCUCACCAUACGUUGGUAUCUUCCCUUAUCAACCGACUUACCAAGAUCUUCAUCUUCACUGAUAUUGUCCACUCUCAUGGGAGUAUCACUUGGUCUGCAUCCCAUCAUGCCUGUCUCCUUUAGGAGAUCCUGAACAUGCUUUCUUUGAGAGUUUCAGUUGUGUCAGCUCCAGUGAGAACAAUAUUAUCAACAUACAACAACAACAACAACAACAACAAGCCUUUAUCCCACUAGGUAGGGUCAGCUACAUGGAUUGCAAGACGCCAUUGUGCUCUAUCAACAAUAUUAUCAACAUAGACAGCUAGAAUUGUCAUUUUCCCUUUGCUAUGUAGGACAUUCUUUCUUUCUCUUAUUAGUUGGAAAUCGAGUGACAUCCUGGAAGUGAUCCCUUAAAUGCUGAUUUUGUAUGCUGCCGUUGUUUAUUUGGUUGUUCAGCAGUUAUCUACCUUUUUUCCUUGUUUGAUAAUAGUUCCUGAUUUGCUGGACUC
Messenger RNA from Prosopis cineraria, 3109 nucleotides. RefSeq names its product nuclear pore complex protein NUP214. Lineage: Eukaryota; Viridiplantae; Streptophyta; Magnoliopsida; Fabales; Fabaceae. The record is from RefSeq and is a predicted model, not a curated record. The coding region runs from base 162 to 2441 and encodes 759 amino acids. The transcript has 15 exons. Gene Ontology annotation, biological process: RNA export from nucleus. Gene Ontology annotation, molecular function: protein binding; structural constituent of nuclear pore.